GAAUCUUUGAAGAGCUAACAUCUAUCUACAAGCGUUGGUCAAAAUGCUUGGGAAACUCGUCGGCCAGAAGUAUGUGUCCAUCGUCAAAACGUGGUUGCCGACCAUGGCUUUGUGGGGUUCAGUUGGAGGAGUAGCAUUGGUUCAUUUCACAGAUUGGAGGUUGAUAUUAGACUAUGUGCCAUACAUCAGCGGCAAGUUCAAGAAGGACGAGUAACUGCAGUAGAUGCAUUGAAGGUCGGUUUGUGCUGAUUGGAAGAUGACCCGAUGGAGAUGGGGAGGACCAUAACCAGAGCUGAGUGACAUCUGACACCUUGACAUGACUCCACACCAGGAGCAAAGACAUUCUUCAGCCUUUUCAAUUAAUACCAAUGGACAAUUCAACCUGAUUUUGACAUUUUAAAUCAACUGCAUUGUGCAUUCCUCUGAUGAAAGCACUUGGCCAGGUAGUGACGUGGAUAAAGAAGUGUAUGUAUUAUGAUAAAUUCACAUUUAUUAUGUACUGUUUUUUAUUUAUUUACUUUUGUUUUGAUUUCUUUGAUCUUGAAUUAGUUUUCUGUCAUUAACAACUCCUCUGUCUUAGGUAACUUUAAUUAUACAGUCCUUGUCACUGUUUACUGAUGUAAUUUGCUGAAUUUGGUCCAUCAGAGAGAGAAGGUGGAAUUCUUAAAUUACUUGGGUCCCGAGGCCUCCAACAAUCAGAAAUCAUAAAUAGUCUUGGGUUAUUCCUUCACCUAUUAUGCUUUUCAGUUAACCUGUAUGACAAAUGUCAACAAAGUUGUCUGGGCUUUUUUUUCUUGGAGCUCCUGCGUCCAACUAAUGAUAUUGUUGUAAUAAAAACUCGAACGGAACUACAA
Messenger RNA from Osmerus eperlanus (European smelt), 854 nucleotides. Its product is annotated as cytochrome b-c1 complex subunit 10-like. Gene Ontology annotation, biological process: mitochondrial electron transport, ubiquinol to cytochrome c. The transcript is spliced from 3 exons. Gene Ontology annotation, cellular component: mitochondrial inner membrane. The coding region runs from base 44 to 214 and encodes 56 amino acids. Lineage: Eukaryota; Metazoa; Chordata; Actinopteri; Osmeriformes; Osmeridae. The record is from RefSeq and is a predicted model, not a curated record.